Messenger RNA from Cetraspora pellucida, 646 nucleotides. The record is from the annotation of a GenBank genome assembly. Lineage: Eukaryota; Fungi; Glomeromycota; Glomeromycetes; Diversisporales; Gigasporaceae.
AUGCAUUGUCAUACACUAAAGGAAGUGGGUGAGUUAGUUUAUAUGGAUACAACUGCUGGAUUAGAUGUUCUUAAUACUCCCCUUACAAUUCUCUCGACAAGCACACCUGCAGGUGGUUUGCCUCUUGGCAUGAUUAUUGCUUCAGACGAAUCAGCAAAUACCUUCACAAAAGCUCUAGAAAUAUUAAAAUGUCUGAUUCCAUCAGCAGGAUUUGGUGAACGUGGAACUGCUCUUGGUCCACAGGUAAUAAUGACAGACGAUUGUAAAGCUGAAAAAACAGCAUUGCAUAAUACUUGGAAAAAUGCAACCUUACUGCUAUGUGUUUUUCAUUUCUUGCAAGCAAUGUGGCAAUGGCUUUGGGACGGAAAACAUGGUAUUUGUAACAAUGACCGUGUGACUUUAAUUGAAUACAUAAAAAAAAUAGUUUUUGCGAAAAGUGAAAUAACUCUUAAUGCUAUAUAUAAUGAUUUAACCACAAGUCAAAUUUAUUCAAAAUAUCCAAACAUUCAAAAUCACCUUAAAGCUUCUUGGGAUCAUCGCUAUGAAUGGGCUAUUGCCUUCUGCCAACAACUACCAAUCCGUAACAAUAACACUAAUAAUUUCGCAGAAGCCGGAAUUAGAAUUUUAAAAGAUAUCGUUUUUAAAC